CGUUUCUUGAGCAGAGGGAUUGCACAGCCAGAUACGGAUAAAACAAGGGAUUUGAAUAAUGUAACAAUAGUAAGAAGGAACAACAUCAACAGCCAUGGCAACCCCAUCUAAGUUGUAAACCCACAAGUUAAUUGCAGCUUUCUUAAUUUCAUGGCAAAAAGGACGUCAAGGACAUUAGCCCUUAGGAAUCAUGUGGUGCAGGCAGGAUCAACAAUCUUCAGCUAAGUCACCUCUUCUUUCUUCUCUCUCUCUCUCUCUCUCUCUCUCUCGCGGAAAGAGCAUAUUCAAAUAGUAACUUUAGAUAUUCGUUUUAUGCUUUAUAUUUUCCAACUUUGCUAAUUUAUGAAGCAAAGUAUUGUAUAUCAAAGUCUACAAUCUUAAACAAAUGAACUAAGCAAAGGCAGAUCCCUGUACUGUACGGAUCCUGUAUACAGCUAGUAACCUUCAAUAUUCGUUUAUGCUUAUAUUUUUCAACUUGGUUAAUUUAGUAAGCAAAGUAUUUUAUAUCAAAGUUUAACACGAAGCAAAAACCACCACCACAGAGCAGGAGCAAGUAGACAUGGAGGACUUAGAGAUAGAGCACGCAGAGAUGGCGUACUGGAGAACGGAAGAGGUUCUUCUUAAAGACGAGGGAGAGAGUGCAAGUAAAAUUGAAGUACUGAAACUUCCUUACGAUCUAGCCAUGGAGAAUGACUGGGAAGGCAUGAAGAGAUACUUCGUGGACAAUCCGCAAAAACUGAAUUCUCCAAUGACAGUGGACGAAGACACUGCAUUGCACAUUGUAGCGUCCUGCUGCAGGAGAAAAUCACAGGGCAAACAAGUCCUUGAAUUCUUGAUUAAUUUACUGCCACCAAGCUAUGAUGAAAGAUGCAAGGCCGUGAGGGUUCCAAAUAAACUCGGCAACAACGUUCUUCACGAGGUGGCGAUGUCCGGCAGUCUGGAGGCAGCAACUUUCUUAGUGAGCAACUUCAACAAACCUCCAGGAAAAACUAGUAACGAGGAGAAUUCUACACUGCCUCUGCUAGAUAUUCGGAACGAGUUAGGAGAAUCGCCAUUGUACAGGGCUGCUGCUCUUGGUCACCCUGACCUGGUCCAGUUUUUUGCUGAAAAACUGGAGGAGAAUCCGGAGAAUCUUCUGAGGCACUUCCACCGAAAUGAUAGAAUGUCCAUUCUUCAUAUCGCAGUCAUUGGCCAACAAUUUAGGACUGCUCUUUGGUUGCAGAGGAAGUACCCAUUUCUUGCAACUAAGAGGGAAGGUAAAGGAUUGACAAGCCUUCAAUUGCUAGCCCAAAUGCCGACUGCCUUCACACCACAAUUUCAACAAAGCAGAUGGAAGAUGCUCAUAUAUUAUUGCCUUCCUGCUCGAGACCUGGAGGUCACAACAAAUCCCAAGGAUGAUGUGGAGAGCAGCUUGGGCAGCAACCAACACCCCCAAGCCAUCUCUUGGAAGAAGCCUGAAGGUAUUCUGAAGAUGUACACUUCCCUGUGGGACUUCCUCGCUAAAGAAAUGGACAUAAUCGAAAAGAUCUGGAAGGAUAAGAGAAUUAAACAUGCUCUUAAAAACCUCAUCCCUUUGCUCGUCGAGAAAGACAAUUCAUGGCAGAAUUCUAAAGAAGCAAAGGGCAAGACGAUAUCUCUGGGGUCAGUGGAAAAUCUUUGUAAGGGUGAUAAUGAUGGAGGAGAUCAACAAGGAGAGGAUUCUGCAGAACCAACCAAUUCUAAGAAGCGUGGCAUGUAUAAGUAUAACCCAUUGCUUAUAGCAACUAUCACUGGAAUUGUGCCUAUUGUUGCAGAGAUACUUAGGCAGCAUCCUCAGGCAGCUGAGCACGUUAGCCAUAGUGAACAGAACAUUUUGCAUCUGGCCAUUAAGCAUCGUCAAAGAGAGAUCCUUGAGCUUCUAAAAAGGAAGCCAACAACCAUCUCAAGGUUGAAUGAGAUGAUUGACAGUGACGGCAAUACCAUAUUGCACCAAGCUGCAGAUAGGAGCUACUACUCUGUAGCAAUUUCUCAGAAUUUAAUUGGUCCAGCCAUGCAAUUGCAAACAGAGUUGCGUUGGAUGAUGGGUGUGAAAAACAUAGUACCACCUCAUUACAUCAUGCACCACAACAACAAGGAUCAGACAGCGGAGGAGCUGUUCAAUGAUGAGCAUAAUGAGCUUCUGAAGUCAGCACAAGAAUGGAUAAAAGACACAGCUGAGUCGUGCUCAACUGUGGCAGUGUUGGUGUGCACUGUGGUCUUUGCAGCCGCCUACACCAUGCCUGGGGGUAACGAACCAAAUGGCCUUCCUGUUUUCCAUGAUUCUCCUCUCUUCUGGCUCUUCACCUGCAUGGAUGUCGUGGCCAUCGCUUGCUCAUUGUCCUCGGUAGCCUUUUUCCUCUCUAUCCUGUCCUCUCCCCUUGAGUAUCCGUUUUUCUGUCACGUUCUUCCCCGCAAGCUCAUGAUCGGGUUCACCUUGCUCUUCUUGUCAAUGGCAACCACCAUGCUUGCCUUUGCUGCAACCAUUUUGCUUGUGAUUCGUAUCGAGAAGAAAUGGACUAAGUCAAUGCUUUACUCUAUUGCCUUUUUUCCUGUCCCUCUAUUUGGCUUGCUGCAAUUUCCUAUGUACCAGUCUUUCAAAGAAAUAUAUCAUAAAAUUACCAAGAUUUUCCGCCCCUUCUUCGUUCCCUUUCUCGGCUUUUGCAAGAGGAGAUCAAUAUGUGGGACAAAUAAAUAUACACCCCAUUUGAAGUUCGAAACCCCAAGCGCGUCCAGAAACCAAAUCAAGGGAGACAACCCCUGUUUAAGUUUUUCCAUCUCAAACAGCAAAGCUGAGUCAUGGUUGCUAACCAGAUACCUUGAUCCUGAGCUUCGGAUUUCAAGGGAGACAACGGCAGUGUGUUCGUGCUCAUCAAGGCUCCCUGAUCAAACUCACACACACAAAUUUCGUGUACAUGAAGGAUAGGCUAGGUAUAAAACGAAGCAAAAACUACCACACACACAGC
Prunus dulcis (almond) is the source of this 2981-nucleotide messenger RNA. Its product is annotated as protein ACCELERATED CELL DEATH 6-like. Gene Ontology annotation, molecular function: protein binding. NCBI's taxonomy places the organism in Eukaryota, Viridiplantae, Streptophyta, Magnoliopsida, Rosales, Rosaceae. Bases 560 to 2941 code for a protein of 793 amino acids. The record is from RefSeq and is a predicted model, not a curated record. The transcript is spliced from 9 exons.